This is a messenger RNA of Lingula anatina, 2963 nucleotides long. RefSeq lists its product as uncharacterized. The record is from RefSeq and is a predicted model, not a curated record. Lineage: Eukaryota; Metazoa; Brachiopoda; Lingulata; Lingulida; Lingulidae.
GGCAUCAAGUAAAGAGCGGAUAGGUGGCAGUCGCAUAACAAUCUAUGGGGAAAUAGCCUCGAGUUUUUGUCACCCUCAAGGGUACACAAUCGGCACCUUGUUGUUGACUUCUCUUGACAGACACUAAUAUGCAUUAUAAAGACACGUAGAUACUUGAACGUAGUAUUUGUGCAACUUAGUUUUGCAGAAUUAAUGCUACAAGAAGGAGCCCCGUAUCAACUUGUUAAAUAAUUUAGAUGAUCGCCAUCACUUGCAAACACCGAAAGAUGCUUUCCUAUCUAUGGGUAUUUCACGCCCUACUGAUCAGCAUCUCAGCGCAAGGUGGGGGUUUAAAGCCAGGGGUCAAGGUAAUAGACCCUGCGAUCGUGACCCUGUACUCGUGCGACACAAGCGACAUCUAUGACAGUAGCACGUGGCUACUUGUAUACCCGUACGGCAUGGGCCAAGUUGAAGUGAACAACACCAUAAGUAGCAGACAGGCUGGGGGGUUGAUGCAUAAAAUUAACACCAUACAUGAAAUUGGCAACUACCUUUUUAUGUUAGCCUCUGUUGCGGAACUGGAGGACAUCUUUGAAUACAUGAACGAAUCCCAAGAAACACAAACUAUAGAGAGAGUAACGAGACCCGAGGCAGAAGAAUUUAUACCAGAUCCUAACCUUGUGGAAUCUCUGAUCAACUAUACAUUUUCAAAUGAUAACUUCACUCUCAGUGGAUCAGCUGUCAACGUGUCAGAAUCCCCUGAACUGAGCGGAACUGUUCCAGGUGUUGGAGCUCACAACUUUGUACCGGAAGGAGAAAAAGUGCUGGUUUUUACGGGACAGAACGUGUGGAAGUGCGCUGGCCACAGGUACAGUGACAGUGAGGGCAAUGAGCACGUGACGUACUAUCUUGUGAUACCAAGUGACCAGAGUCAAGGUGCUAGUGAGGGUGACAUCUUGGUGGGCUCUGAAAGCAGGGGAUUUCUGGAAACUGUGACCAACAUCGACCAAAUAGGUGGGAACUUCUUUGUGCAUUCCGAUCUACUAUUUUGUGGAGACCUGGAGGAAAAUGCAAUAGAACUCACUGUCACCGAUAUCGACAUGCCAGAAUCUGCAAUGUUUUGUCAAGGCGGUGACGGGAUGCCAGGACUUCACGUAAAUAAUCAAUCAGCUGCCGUCAAUAACGGUGACAUCAUUGCCGGAAGGCCAUCUGGCGCAUAUGCUGCAAAGGCAAUCAGAUGCAACGUAUCGGGUAUCUAUACUGUUUGUGAAGUGACGCCCAUUUUGGAAAUUGGCAACAAUGAAACAAUAUUAGCCAGCUCCAACCUUCCAACAGCAAAGGGUAACCGAGUAAAAAGAGGGACCUACACCUUUACACCCGCUGAUUUCACCAAAGUCUUUUCAGCUACUCUGGGACAAAUCAAGUUUCCCUGCGGGAAGUUUACUGCGACUGCCGCAGCGACGUUUAAGGCAUCAUUGACUACCAGUCUGACUACGAAGUGGUCUGCUCCUUUUAUUAAAAGGGUCCGUGCUGCAGUCUCUGCCUCUUUGACGUUAACUUUAACGUUGAGACUUGACAUUGCAUGCAGUUAUACAUUAUCGGGCCCUGACAACCCGAAGUAUAACCAUCCGAUCGACAACAAAGUCAUCGUACCAUUCUGUAUACCUAUAUUUUGGGGUAUAUGCAUUCCUGCUGCCGUUGUUGCCGAUUUGACUGUGGGAUACACGUUCACUGCUCAGGCCAAAGGAUUUGUGUCACUUACAUUGGAACGCACAGGCAGUCUCAGCGCCUCUGCCCAGUGGGAUGACUCUAGUGGCAUGUCUUUCUCUGGUCCAACAUUUUCGUUGACCCCGAUGACCAAAAACUUCAAUGGUGGGUUGGAGAAAGACGAGACGUUUGUCCGAGCACAACUUACGAUAACCCCAGCGUUGAAAGUACAUGUUCCAAACAUGGCUAAAAUUGAGCGCAUCAUACGAGCCGCAUCUUGGUGGAUCAGAUGGUGGUUGAAAGAUCUGUUUGGGGAAGGAGCAUCAAUAACACCACUAAUUGGCAGAGCAGAGGCCGUUGCAUGCCCUAGUGACUGCGAGAAUUACCCUAAGGAAAAUAUUAAAGUGGCAGCUCACGCGGGACUUCCCGAGACUUACGACGGAGACCUGUACAUCCGGGUACCAUUGACAAAUUUAGAAAAACAUUGGAACCUGUUUAGCGUUGAGGGAAACCAAUUUGACAAGAGUAAGUGCCUGGAGUGGAAUCCCUUUCCGCCAUGUGUUGGGACGACGACACCAGCCAUAACUACCACAACACUUGAUGACACCCCUUAUAAGACAACUCCCCUAUCACCUACUGCUAUAACAAACGGUACCACACCCACUGCUAUAGCAACCACUCCCACACCCAGUGAUAUAAUAAACACUACCACACCCAGUGAUAUAACAAACACUACCACACCCACUGAUAUCACAAACACUACCACACCCAUGAAUAUAACAACCACUCCCACACCCACUGCUAUAACAAAUACUUCCACACCCAGUGAUAUAACAAACACUUCCGCACCCAUUGAUAUAACAAACUCUUCCGCACCCAUUGAUAAAACAAACACUACCACACCUGUCGAUGGACCACCAAGCACGGCGUCAUCAAUACUCGAAGGUGACCCUCACUUGAUUACUUUUGACGGGGCUUGGCUUACCUAUAACGGGACUUGCCGUUAUCUUUUAACAGGGCUGUGUCCCAUUUACAAGGUAGGACUUCCUCCCUUCCUCCUCCUUCUAGUACUUUGCCACCUUCCGUUUCACUAUCUUGCUCCUUCUAUGUGUUUUGUAUUAUUAUUUUAUUUUAAUAUUCUUUUUUUUAAUAUUGACAUCCCAUUUUUUUUUUGCUGUUCGGUGAUUUAUUUGCAGGAUUUGCUGUCUGUUGAUAACGAGACAAGAGCUGAUAUUGGAGAAACAUGUUUUUUUUUUGACGUUCUAAAUAUCACAUAG